This is a messenger RNA of Hemibagrus wyckioides, 8562 nucleotides long. It is a transcript of the gene rprd2a, whose product is annotated as regulation of nuclear pre-mRNA domain containing 2a. Lineage: Eukaryota; Metazoa; Chordata; Actinopteri; Siluriformes; Bagridae. The record is from RefSeq and is a predicted model, not a curated record. Gene Ontology annotation, biological process: mRNA 3'-end processing. Gene Ontology annotation, cellular component: RNA polymerase II, holoenzyme. Bases 76 to 3420 code for a protein of 1114 amino acids. The transcript is spliced from 10 exons. Gene Ontology annotation, molecular function: RNA polymerase II complex binding.
UGAGGAGACUUGACUGAUCCUCACACUGAACUGAUCCUCACUGACACUCAGAGGCUCCGCUGCUGCUGCUGUAAAAUGGCGGCCGGUAGUGAAGCUGCUAGCGGCCAUAGCCGCGGCUCAGGCGCUGUACUCGAGUCCAGUUUAGACCGGCGAUUUCAAGGCGUUUCAAACACAAUGGAGUCCAUUCAAGGAUUAUCGACGUGGUGCAUCGAGAACAAGAAAUAUCACAGCGUAAUCGUGCGCUCCUGGGUGAAGUGGUUGCGAAAAUCGGACUCUUCUCACAGGCUGAAUCUCUUCUACCUGGCCAACGAUGUCAUUCAGAACUGCAAGAGGAGAAAUGCGAUCGUCUACCGCACCACCUUCACUGAUGUUUUGCCCGAAGCUAUUAAGCUCAUCAGUACUGUAAAAGACUCUAAGGUGCGGAAAUCAGUGGACAGGAUCCUGUCCAUCUGGGAGGAGAGAAAUGUUUACUCGGAGGAGUUUAUUAACCAGCUUAAAGGUGGCCUCAUCCAGCCAGAAGAACCACCAGCACCCGCCAACCCAAAAGCUGCACUGAGAUCCAAGAUAGUUGCUGAGUUUUUGCCUUCAACGUUUAUGGAGCAUCUCACCAAAUACAGGAAAUCCAUGGAUGAGAUUGAGCUGAGAGAGAAGCAGCUAGCUGCCAUGAGAGUGGACGUGUGCAGCACAGUAGCGCUGAAGAAACUCAAAGAUAAAGCAGGUGGCAAGCGUUUUUCGAAAGAUUUUGAAGAUGGUAGUACAAAACUGCGGGACUUUGUAGCCUUUCUGGAGGGAGAGGUAAAAAAAGGACCUGCUCUGAUUGAGGCUCUGGAGAAUGCUGACAUUUUCUACGAGAUGCAGUACAAAGAGGUCAAGAUCGUCACCAAUGCCUAUCAGACUUUUGCCAACCGAGUGUUGCAUCUCAAAAAGAAAUUGGAUACCCUCAAAGCUUCUUUACCUGACCCUGAUGAAUCGCCAAUCCCUUCACCCUCUGAGGACGCGCCAUCACCCACAGGAUCUGAGUCACCCUUCCAUGGCUUAACACGAAUUGGUACCCCAGACCCAGAGCUGGAUGGUCAGGCAUUGGAGGAGGACCUGAUCGCUCUCGGUGAUGCACCUAGUCCACUCUCUUCCCCUGGGGACAAAGACAACCGUGACGUGGAGGACAUGGAACUCUCAGAUACUGAGGAGAUGGCGGAACCAGCCAUCAUAGUAGAAGAAAGGACAGAGCAGCCUGGCCCUGCCAGUGUGUCCAAUCAGACCCUGGCUCUUGCUGUGACUGAACUGUCUCAAACCAGCCAUACUGAACCUGAGAAUGAAACUACACCACCAGCAGCAGCCACACCACCAAUAACGGGGUCCCUUCCCAUUAACCUGGCGGGUGUGGAUUUGGGCAAAAUCAGCUCAAUUAUUAGCACACUCACAAAUGUCAUGAAGAACAAUGCUACAGGAGUGAGCCCAGCAUUUCGCUCUGCCACCAGUACUUCAAGCACUCUUUCCUCGGCCAGUUCAACCUUGAAGAGCCCCACGGUCUCUUCCUCGCCAGCUGUUCCUGCAUCUAACUCGCUGGCGAAAAUACUAUCCCGGGUGGACAUCAACCCUGGCACCCUGCUAAACGUCCUGUCCAAAACCCAGUCACAAGGGAUUGGCCUUCAGGGACUGUCUUCCUUCCUGAACAGUCAGACUGCAGUAAACUCAAAUCCUUCAGGCUCGAAUUUGGACUCGUCCUCAGACUCCACUUCCAAAGCCCAUGACUCUCCCGUUACCAAUCCAGUUCCACCUGCUCCUACAGUGGUGAGAGGCUCCACCCCUCAAAGGGCUGUGACUCUCCAGUCAUCUCAACCUCCCAGCACUAUUCAGAGCAGGGAUCUUCAGAAAGAAGCCGAGGAACACAAAGAGGAGCCAGUUGUUUCUGUCAGUUCUACACUGGACUCCAAGAUCGACGGCUUCCUUCAGGGAAAUCCAGGACUGAGAGGCUUAAAUAUGGGUUUCCCCCCUGUUCUUCCGUGGUCUAAAGCUGUUGAUAGUCCUUCAGCGAACACAGAAAACCUCGGGGGAACACCUGUGAGGGACGAGUCUGGUGCAACGCCAACUCAAGAUGAGGUCAUGGAUGAGCCUGCAGUACAACCAUUUUUGUAUCAAGGAAGGCCUCUGCAAACAGCUUCAUCAUCAGCUGCUUCUACACCUGCAGUGGUCACUGGACCACCCAUGUCCACGUUUCCUACUGAUUCCUGGCAAGAGCAGAACAGGCACAUCUUGCAGUAUGGUCCUGGGUCAGCGCGUAGCAUUGAUCACUACCAGAGAGACUUCCAAAGUUCAGGGAUGCCAAUUAGAGAAACAGGGCGCCCUCAGCAUGUUGAAUCCUUGUUGCCAACAUCAAUGGCAGACAAGAAUCAGAUCUCAAAUAAAAACAAUGAGACCCUGGAGAGAAUUAGCCUAGGAACACCAUUCUCUAGUAAUGGAGCAGACAAUGCUAGCUUGGCAAAUGAUGGCUGGUAUCAUGAUGCACAUGGACAUGAUCAAGAGCAGCGUGUCGGUGCCAACUCUGAAUCAUAUCAAGGGAAACCGCAGCAGUCUGAAGAUCAUAGACAUGAUUCCAACCCUCCAAAUUUCUUCAACACCCCAUUACCACCUCCUCCACCAAUCCCCCAGCUUCCACCUCCACCUCAAGACUUUAUCACUCCAGUGGUAGGUCAAAGAGUCAAAGAUCCUCUUGAGCCCAAGAUCACAGACAGUGUACAGACUGGUGGCGAAGUCCCGCCCUAUUCUCUUUCUCAUGACGAUUAUGACGAGCGUCUCCUCAAUCGGAUCCCAACCAAGGAGACUUUCCAUCCCCAUCCGAACACCUCAGGGCCACGGCAUUGUGCAGUCACACCGCAUCCUGUUCAUCUGGGCCCUCAGAAUGGCCCAAUGGACUUUAACCAUCGCCCCAGAGUCCCUGUACACAAUCAGCACCACCCUGGUAUGCCUCGUCAAAGUGCUCCAUCUACUGUAAGGGGGUACCACGAGACUCUUAGUCCCUCACAUGCUCCGCCUAAUGACACAUAUUUGGACCCACACUGUGAUGCGCCCCCUCGCAGCCCUUCUCCUCCUUCUUACAACGUCGAUCGCCCUGUCUCGCCUCACACACGCACGUUUUAUCCAGAAGAGAGACCCAUCAUGCCAAUGCACCAUCCGGAACCUAGAUUACGUCCUCGACUUGAGCACAGGACUCCUCCUCCGCCGCAUCACUACCGUCCUCCACGGCCUGGUCACUUCCCCCCACAGAGACCUCUCCGUCGUCCUCCGCCGCCUCAUAUCCAUCAUCCCAUUGAGCCACCGUUCCAGAGAGGAAAAAGACACGGUCCUCCUUUUGGAGGUCCUUCAAGACCUCCGGGUCCAUUUUACCCUCCUAAAAGACCUUUUCUGCCCCCAAGGUACUGAACUGUUAGCACACGUAAAGGCUUAGAGUUACAGCAUUAACGUACUGACGUCCAUGCAACGACGAUCUUCCACUAGGCUUCAUAAGAUUACACUCUGACGGUCAGUACAUGUAGGAACAAUACGGUGGUCUCAUGCAGCUUGAGGAUCUGUGCUCUCUGAGGUUCGAUCUCUACAUGGGCUGUGAAGGGGUGCGACCUUGUCGUCGUGUAGCAAGAGCCAAGACAGCAAGAGGAUGGGGGGACAUAAAAGAUGACUGAAGUAGAAGAGAAUCACUACAGGGAUCCGGGAGAGAAGAUGCGAGUGGAGCAGCCAUGAAAUUGCAAGAUAAAGAGAAAAUGAGGUGGUUAUACUUUUAUUUGAUUGCUCUUUGCCGUUUAUUUUUUUUAUUCACACUUCUAAGGCAACGUUCCAAAUGAUUUGAUUCUAGUCAUCCAUCCUUCCUUCCUUAAAAAAGUGUGUGUGUGUUUGUGAGUGCGUGCGUGUGUGUGUGUGUGUGUGUGUGUGUAUGCCUGUCUUUGGGUCAGUCUUAAACCCAAAACCAGCGGUGCACAGUUCCAGGUCCUGGAGGGCAGUUUGCUGCUUUCCCUGCAUUCACUUAACUUACAGGGAACUAAGUAGGCAGGGGAAUUGUUAAACUGUGCUUACGUGUAAAGAUCUCCAGGCAGGACAGUGUGCAGUGCUGGUUUAAACUAUUGGCGUUAAAAAACAAACAAAAAAAGAUUUGUGUGAUUCCCUGCUUCAUUAGCUCAUGUGCGAUUUGUGCGUUAAUUAAAGCCGGAUGCCUUGCGUAGACUUUUAGACUUGGGUACGCUGUAAUCCAUCGAGUCUGAAAGAUUUGACUCGUGUUCCACGUCAUCGUUCGAGAUUGCGUCAUCUACCGCUGUUCAAGUUUUGGGAUCGCCUUUUAAUGAAGAGUCCGGGAAAUGCUAAGCAAGCCAGGAAUGUAUCAUUUUGUGUGUGUGUGUGUGUGUAUGUGUGGGGGGGUGGGGGGUGGUUUGCUAGGAGGGAAGUUAAAAGGAAUAAUGAAUUUUUCCACACUGACUGAAGAUGUGGAAGAGAAGACGUUUUCCUGUCACGUGGCCUCAAUCAACAUUUUCCCCUCCUCCAGUUCCUCACGAGUCACUGUACCUGACUUCAAUAAAUAAAAGUGUUUGGAAAAAACAAAAAAACCUCCAUGGGAGAGUGCGCUGUUUCUCAACCAUGGUGUGUCCGAGUCAUUUCAUCUUCGCUAGACAUCCGAGACUGCCUUCUCUGGUUUGCACACAUUUUUUUUUAUUUUGGAACUAACUAAUUUCAUACCUGCUUACAAUAGUGUUUGUGAAAAAUCAUAAAAAUAUGCUUUCAUGCUCAGCGUGUUAAAAACAAUUUAUAUGGGGGGGCGGAUCAAACACAAACAAACCAAAAACUCCACCUGGCUCAAGAAAAACAUUCCUGACCUACUCCAGCAUGAAAUAUCAUUUUUUGAUUACAACGUCAGUCUUAUUAGCUUCAUUGACAGCGGUGCAAUUUUUUCUUUUCUUUUUAUCUACAUUUGAAUAAAGAAGUCAUUAUUAUUGUUUAGGCAAAUUCACCUUGUGUGUAUAUAAAGCAUGCAGGAAGCGUAGGUUAAGAGUUAAACAAAACGCGUUAUUAAUGAUGCGGUCUGAAAUUCUACACUCCUGCUCAUAAAUCACAGAAAACAUCCACAGACCUCUGAUGAUAGAUGCAGCACUCCUGAGCCGGUGACGGUCAGAAUAAUGUUUAACAGCAGUCAUGAGAACCAGGGAUGCAAACGUGCCUCAUCGUUUUGUUAAACAAAAUGCUUCUGAAAGCAUUAACAAAUGUGUUUCAGACUGUCUGAUGGUCAACCUCCAAACCAGUCACGUAGUGUCACAAGCUACAGCCCUUUUAGUCAAAGUCAAGCAAAUGGAUUAUUGCUUUAGGAAAUCUUUAAACCUUUUACAACCUUUUAAGAAAGAUUUUUUGCACCUUUUCUAAAACUGUAUAUAAAACAAAAGCAGUUCAUUAGUGGAGUAUAUGUACUCUUCUAGCUCUAAACAUGGCUUUGAAUUUAAUGUUUAGUUUAUUAAAGACCUUUCAGAAAAGGACUGUAAUAGAAAAGAAAAUAAACAGCUUUAGAGCAUACUAUAAUAUAAACUGCUGAUAAAUCCAUCACGGUUAACACUGUAAUGGCUUCAGAUGCUAAACUCAAUUUGAGAUAUGGAACAGUUUUUUUUUUCGCUUUAUCACUGCUUUAAUAUCAAAUAAACUCGAUAUCAAGGUCUCUCUUAGCUCAGAUGUAGAUCCCUGCAUUUUAGGAAUCUUUAAAGCUUUAACACCAUUUUUAGGACGCUUUCUGCAAAUUAUAGUUGUAUAAAACAAACUAAUAGUCCAUUAGUGGAGUAUUUGUACUUGGUGUAUCUUCUAGCUCUAAACAUGGCUUUAAAUUUAAUUUUUAGUUUAUUAAAGACCUUUGAAGAAUGUGUAAUAGCAAAGAAGAGCACUUAGGAGCAUACUGAGCUGAUAAAUGGCUUCAGAUUAACUGCUAAACUAAAUUUUAGAAAUUAAACGUUCAGAUAUUUGAAGUGUUUUUAUCGUUAUUCGCUUUAACACCGCUUUAAUAUCAAAUAAAUUCGAUAUCAAGAUUUCUCUUAGCUCAGAUGUAGAUCCCUGCAUUUUAGGAAUCUUUAAAGCUUUAACACCAUUUUAAGGAUGCUUUCUGCAAAUUAUUAUAGUUGUAUAAAACAAACUAAUUGUCCAUUAAUGGAGUAUUUUUACUCGUCUAGCUCUAAGCAUGGCCGUAAAUUUAAUUUUUAGUUUAUUACCGACUUUUGAGAAUAUGUAAUAGCAAAAGGAAAAUAAAAACUUGGUAAACAUUGUAAUGGCUUCAGAUUAACUGCUAAACUGAAUUUGAGAGAUGGAACAUGUUCAGAUAUUUGAUCAGUUUUUUUCACUUUAACACCGCUUUAAUAUCAAAUAAACCCAAUAUCAAGAUCUCUUUUAGCUCAGAUGUAGAAUCCUGCAUUUUAGGAAUCUUUAAACCUUUAAGAACAUUUUAAGGCUUUCUGCGACGACUUAUAGUUGUAUAAAACACUAAUAGUCCAUUAAUUAGAGUAUUUGUACUCGGUGUAUCUUCUAGCUCUAAACAUGACCUUACAUUUAAACCUAUUUUAGAUACUGAUUAAUAAUCUCAGGUGGUGGUUAUUAUUAUUAUUAUAGACCUUUGAAUUCUUUGGACCAUACCAAGCUGAUAAAUCCAUCUUACUCAUUAAGUACUUGCUCAUAAAUCCAAUAAACUAAAGUCUAUUAGUGAAGUAUUUGUACUCAGUGGAUCUUCUAGCUCUAAACAUGGCUUUAAACUUAAUUUUUAGUUUAGAAAAGACCUUUGAGAAUAUGAAAUGAGAGCAUACUAAUAAAUCACUGAUAAAUCCAUAGAAAUGGCUUGAGAUGCUAAACUGAAUUCGUUUUCAUCGUUAUUUGCUUUGAACUUAAUAUCAAGAUCUUCACAUGUAGCUCUCUAAAUAAACCAGGCAUUGCGGAUGCAAUUUUCAGAAAUGUGUUCGUUGAGGUGAUCUUCACAUUGUUGACCGUUAAAAACACUUAAUUCAGCACAAAACAAUCGAUCAAGACAUAGCUUCACAGCCUGGCUCUUGAUCCAUCUACCUGCCAGAAUCCCAAUCGAACCAUUAUGGUAUUUCUGAGAGUUUUGAGUUGGAAAAUCUACAGGGUGUCUGAAAAUAUCCACAAAACCCGCGGGUCAGUUUUAUACUGGUUAGUUUGUGGCUUUUCGGACGCUCUGUAGAAAUUAAAGAUAAAAAAAAGAAAAAUAGUAUACAUCAGCUCCUCAGACUCGAUCAUUGAUGUAGAUGUAGCAGAUUUUGUUGAUGCUAGGCCAACAAAACAUUUUUACUCAUUUGGAUUUUUAGGUCAUUUUUUAACAAAAAUAAUUCUUUAUGCAUCAAUGAGUCAGUAUCCUUAAGCUGAUGACCUUUACAGAUGACCUUGCUUUUAGUUGUGAUCUUGAAAGCUGCAAAUGAAAGCAGAUAUGGAGAGUCCAGAGAGUUGAAAGGCUUCAACAAAUAAAGCCCCAUCAAAAACAUUUUGGUCAGUCAUCUAUUGAAGUUCCAAACUAUAGGGCGUAUGAAACUUAUAAUCUCUUUUGCUUUAUUUAAUUCAUUCGGAAAACAGAAAUCGCUCUAACUGUAAGAGCAGCUCUCGGUGUCUCUUUCCUGUGAACGUACGUCCUUAUUCACCUGUACAUCCUGUUCGUUUUUCUCUCACAGCGAUUCAGAGUAAUUUUAGAGAUCAGCAAUAAAAGAAAAAAGUACUGAAGUAGAGUCUGUCUGUUUAUCUCGGCUUACCACCUUGACUUCAUCGAGUUCCUCAGACUCGGCGGAACACGAGGUUACGGUCGAGAAUCUGACAUGUCGAGGUUUAUUUUGUUUACUUUAUACUCGAAUCCUUCUUCGCAGGGAUCAGCAGUCAUAUGGAACACUGCUUUUCAAAUAGUUAAAACAAAAUUUGCUUUCAAGUACAAAUUAGCUACACUAAGCGCUCUUCUUUUUACCACUUUCUUAAAUCCUUUACAGACUAUAAUUGUGGUUUCUUUAUCAUUACAUCAUUAGGAAGCAGCUCCAGCGCUCGUGUGAUAGGUUUUUUUAAAAAUUUGGUUCUCGUUGAAAAAUAUCGUAGGUCGUGUUUUUUAAGGCGGAGCUUUCAGUAGGGCUGAUUUGAGGUUUUGUUUUCAUGGGUAUUAAACGGUUAAAACGUGUAUAAACUGCUUGAAUCUGAUGAGAAGAAAGGAGGAAUAUUUCUCCCUUUGUUUUUAUUUGUGUUGAAUAACCUGUGAUCUAAACCCACAUCAGCUUAUCGCUUAUUUUAAUGAACUCUUCAGCUUUCAGUGGUUCAUUCCCGAACAGACAUAUGACAUAACUGAUUGACGUAAAUUAUUUAAUGUCUGGCGCAGAUUUCUAUAAAACAUAAAUGUUCUGCGGCAUAAAACCGAACGAAAGCUGCAAUAAAUUCGAGCCGCUAUGAUUUAAUUGUUAGUCACAUGGUUUCUCUAUGGUACAAAAAAAUGGUUUUUAGCCAGUAAUUUCUUUUUGUUUUUAUUAUAUAUUUUAUAAAUAAUUUUAUUUAUUUAUUUAUUUAUUUAUUCAUCCA